Molecule: messenger RNA, 2227 nt
Organism: Amphibalanus amphitrite
Lineage: Eukaryota; Metazoa; Arthropoda; Thecostraca; Balanomorpha; Balanidae
Exons: 5
Coding region: 277-1962 (561 amino acids)
Source: RefSeq, a predicted model, not a curated record
GAACAUUAUCAAUCACUUUUGUUCAUGAAGCUAAGCAUGCAUAUCUCCUAGCUUAUUUGAAAACAGUUAUUUCUAAACUGGGCAUGGGCUAAGCGACCGCCUCACCAGAUUUCAUUGUUAGGUUAGGUGUUAGGCUAGGUUAACAAAAUUUCGUUGCUGGUCGUUUACCCUGGCUAAAGUAAGUGAAGGUAUUUGUUAUUUCAAAAUCAAUUCUUUCCGCAAUGGAUAUGAUGGCUGUUUUACAAUUACAAUGAUCAUGACAAUUUUACUCUCAAAAUGGGUGACGAAUCAGCAAACAAGGAUGAACAACCGCAAUCCCAACAAAACCCGUCAACGCCUCCACGAACACAAUCUGUGAAAUUCGAUGCUCCGCAAUCGCCACCAGAAGAAACAACUGAUGACCAGACCAAACCAACAAGUGGAAAUCAAGAAUCGGUUUCUACGGUACCAGAGGCGACUGCUAGCAAAGCUUCAUCUCAAACUGAACGUUCUGGUGACGGGUUAGACAAUGAGCAUGGUCCUCAGCAAACAGCAAAACCCGAGGGACCGGGCAGCCCUCACGAUUCAAAGGGAUCCUCCAACCACUCAACCAGAGGCUCCUCUAGGGACACGGCUAACGACUCUCGGGAUGAACAAGAACUACCGAAAGAAGCUGCCUCUAGGACCUCGUCCCCGGACCAAAAUGGCGCUGCCGGUGACCCUACCAGUCGCUCCGGAACAUCGGUGGCGACCGAUACCGAGUAUAUUGUGGCAGAGGACGGUAAUAUCCACAUCAAUGACAAGCAGAAGGCGGCCAUCAGACGUCUAAUGCACCCAGAGGAGCAGGAUGAGGGAGCCCAUCUCGGAUUCACGAAGCAGGGCAAGCCUAUCAAGGCCAAUCCAUACUACAAGUAUGCGCAGCGCGCCAAAGAUGGCGCUGAGGAGACCAAGCCGACGCCUCCGCCUGUGACCGAGCCGCACUCGUCGCGGCUGACGCGUCGCUCCCGACAGGACAGCGCCCACCUUCCCAAGGGACCCAGCGUCGUUCUGGAAAAGAUCAAAGAGGAGUUUUGCGAGUGGCUCUCCUCGCUGGGAAGCCGGCGUAACAUGACCGUCAGCAAGGAGCGACUGGAGGAGCUGUUCUCACUCGGUCUGGAGAAUAACCUGGUGGUGCGACCGCCGGAGGUCUGUAUGACUCAGCCCGGUCACGCCCGGAAGCGUCGACAGAGCUCGAGGGCGCCUCGUCAGGGGGCGCCGAUGGCCGCCACCGACGCAAGGCGGAAGACGGAGGGUAUGGCAGUGGUCGCCUAUUGCCGAUCCCCAUCCCUGACCUACUACCCAGAAUUACGGGAGAAGUGGCGGCAGAUGGGUCUGAGUCGACGCAUGCCCAUCUGGAGGUCAGGUCAGCACGGCCUAGCCCGGCCUCUGCCGCCACGUGUGCACUAUGGCGACUGGUACAUCCCGAUUCAGAAGUGGUCCCCGCUGGUGGCUGGCCGUCGUCUGGCACCCCCAGAGACGGAGGAGGCACGGCAGCUGAGGAAGCGCGAACUGGCCAACAGGAAACUGAAUGAGACUCUUUCCCGGUCGCACGCCAUGGCCGCUCUCCGAGAGUACAUCCACAUCUGCCAGCUGCAGGGCAACUCAGCCUUCCCCGAGGCUACGCCGAAGCUGGUUCGUGAUGUGGACGAAUUGGUGGCCGAGAUGGCUCACGGUUCGCGGCGACCCUCCCGGGGAGGUGUGGACACACGCGAGAGGAUGCCGUCGCUCCCGAUGGCCGGGCUGAUGGUCAGGGUGAUGGAUAAGGGGCGCCAGCGUCGGAAGUCGUCCGUGAUGCGUCGUGGUUCGCGUCGGCCCACCGUCGUGCUGGACAGGGGCCCGCUUAUUAUCAAACCGCCGCCCAUGUAUAAACCGGUGAAAACGACACCAGGUCAUGCGGCUAGGCGUAAACGGAGGUACACGGUCACUGGAAAACAGCAGAUGUAGUUUGCUGAUAGCCGAGCAUCAGUAGAACAGGAUGUAACUUGAUGCGCUUUUUUGCUAUACCUUCUAUAUUCGGUGCAUGCUUUGUGUAAUUACCAGAGCUCUUAAAGACUCAGUUCUGUGCACACAACGUGCAUACAUUUCUAUAUAUUUUUUGCGUAAGUUAUGUACCAUUGGAUCAAUGAUGUUAGCUUGAUGCUUUUGAGUGUUUAUUCAAAUUUGAGUGCCCUACGCAUAUGUAGAUAGUUAAGUACAUGGCUUGAUAUUA